AAGUGAAUUGUCAACCACAAAAGCCAGUCGAGCUGGAAAAACAGCUCGGCGUCCAUUCACACGCCCUGGAACCAUCUGACAAUCAUAACAGCUCGGCGUCCGCAUACCGCCGUCGAGCGCUGCUUCUGAUUUUCCGUCGGUGGAACUCCCGGCCAAAAUGAGUAAAAUCACGAAAUUCUUCAAGGGGAGUUCGAGCUCCGGCUCGUCAUCCGGGAGUAAGUCCAAACACCACCACCGGUCCAAGGGGGGACCCUCUCCCCAGGAGGCCAUCCACAAGCUCCGGGAGACUGAAGACAUGUUGAGCAAGAAGCAGGACUACCUGGAAAAAAGAAUCGAGCAGGAAAUCACGAUAGCCAAGAAGCAUGGCACAAGAAAUAAGAGGGCUGCCCUGCAGGCCUUGAAGAGAAAGAAACGCCUGGAGCAGCAGCUGACACAGAUCGACGGCACGCUUUCCACCAUCGAGUUCCAGCGGGAAGCUCUGGAAAACUCGCACACCAACACAGAGGUGGUGAGAAACAUGGGCUACGCCGCCCAGGCCAUGAAGAAGGUCCACGACAGCAUGGAUCUAAACAAGAUAGACGAUCUGAUGGAAGACAUCAACGAGCAGCAAGAUGUGGCCCGCGAGAUCAACGAAGCCAUCUCCAGACCCUACGGCGAAACUUACGACGAGGAUGAGCUGCUGGCCGAGCUAGAGGAGCUGGAGCAGGAGGACAUGGAUGAUAACCUGAGGAGCAUGGGAGGACUGCCCUCAGUGCCCAGUUCAAGACUGCCCUCGGCUCCAUCAGGACGCGUAGCUCAGCGCGGAACGGCCAGAAGAAGGGGCGAGGAUGAGGACGACAUGCGCAUGCUGGCAUCGUGGGGAUCAUAAGUCAUUUUUUUUCGAGAGGGGAGCGAAACAUCGACAGAUUUGCAUUUUUAAUUUCUCCUGGGUUUUGAAGCAAUUGGCACCAUUUUGGGACAUGUUCCUCAUGUAUUCAUUGAGCAGCCAGCCACCAUGUUACACUGAAGGAAAUGGUUACUGUGCUUCCUGUCACUUUUUUUCUGCUUCAUUUUAAAAUUUGAUAUGAAUUGUGGAGUCACUAACUCUGAAGGAUUUCCAGCACUGAGCAAAAACCUACACUCUACUUGUAACACAGCUGUAGAUAAACUGUUUGCUCCAUUGUAAAUAUUUUUGCUUAUAUGUUAAACUAUAAUAAAAAAACACCUUCCUUGAAAAAGACUUGAUUUUCCUUUUAUCCAUAUAAUGUGAAAAUUGAUUUCCAAUUAAUUUUUGUUUCUACAACUCAUUUCAUAAAGGUGGCCGAAUUAAUAGUGAUCUCACAGAGGAAGACGCUCAAUCUCUGACAAUUACAUAUUGAUUCUUUUUCUUGAAAAAUAAACACUCGUGAAAUGUA
Hippocampus zosterae (dwarf seahorse) is the source of this 1394-nucleotide messenger RNA. It is a transcript of the gene chmp4c, whose product is annotated as charged multivesicular body protein 4C. Lineage: Eukaryota; Metazoa; Chordata; Actinopteri; Syngnathiformes; Syngnathidae. Gene Ontology annotation, biological process: late endosome to vacuole transport via multivesicular body sorting pathway; vesicle budding from membrane. The transcript is spliced from 5 exons. The record is from RefSeq and is a predicted model, not a curated record. The coding region runs from base 158 to 868 and encodes 236 amino acids. Gene Ontology annotation, cellular component: ESCRT III complex; cytoplasmic side of plasma membrane; multivesicular body.